UCAAAUACAUAUAAUAUCUGAAUGCUCAAAUUUAUAGUUUCAAGCGUCAAGUUUUUAAACAAAUAAAGAUUGAAGUAUUACGAAAACACAAAAUCAUCAACAAUGGAAGACGUUUGCUACGUGUGUAAUCAAAAUACAGAACAAUUACAGCGAGACCUGACAAAAAUCCAGUCAAAGCAUUCGAAAAAACUAAUUAGUGAGCUCAUUGAAAGAGUCAUCAAUGGAGAUUUCUCGCAUCGAAACGUGGACGAUGCUUCAAACUGCAUUUGCGAGGGAUGUUUGGAGGGAAUUUCAAAAUACGAUUUGAUAUAUGACCAAGUAAAGCAGCAAGAAGAUGAACUCCGUAAACUGCUUCUGAGCACCGAGACUGAUUUGGCGACUAAAGUCGAAGUGAAAAACGAGCCACCAAUUGAUAUUUACCAUGAUGAAACCGUCUUCGUCAAUAAAUUGGUAAAUGGUCAGCAAGAUUUCGACGAACAAACGCCAUCAAUCGAUUCAUCACCGUCACUGGAGGGAACAGCUUCAAUGGAAACAAUACCAGCUGCGUUGCCCGAUACAAAUUCAAAGCCCAAGGAAAUGUUGAUAAGAAAUAAUGGAAAAUUGAUGAGAGUGCGAGUGGUUAAAUACAUCAAUACAUUGGAAGACGAUUCGGUGAUAAAGAAAAAUGAAUCUAAAGACCGUAAAUUCAUAGUACUUAAAUUGCCGACAAAUAAACCAUCGAAUAAAACGGCAACACUGCCAACAGUUCUCAACGGUGCCUUGACCCCAUCAGUGAAUCCAACCGGACUUCAAACUACGUCCACUCCCAUGAUUUUGCCAAAAAAUGGCAUUCCACGAUUUGUACGCAGUCUGCCAACCUCAACAUCAUCAACGGCCGCAAAAACGCUCAACUCAUCGUCCACUCCAAACCUGGCAGCGAAACAUUAUUCAAAAUUUCGAAAACAAUGUCACUUAUGCAACGAUGGAGUCUUUUAUAACAAAAAAGCAAUGACGAAACAUAUGCGAACGCACAAGAAAAUGUGCCAGAAAUGUGAUAUAUCAUUUAAACAUUCGAACCUGUUUCGGUCGCAUAUGAAAUGGCACGAUAGUCAUCCUGGAUUCACAUGUCGAUAUUGUCAUUAUCAGCUGGAAGACAAGGAUGCUUACAAAGCGCAUUUGAAAUUACACGAGGAAAAAGAACCAUUUAGUUGUGUUCUUUGUGACAAGGUGUUCAGUUUUGAGCAAAGCUUGCAGAGACACGUAUUAAUUCAUGGACCAGCAGACCAUUUAUGCGAACAAUGUGGAAAAAAGUUCUACAACAGCAGUGCGUUGAAUAAUCAUAAAGGUCUCCAUGCCGAAGAACCCACCGUAAAAUGUCUAUAUUGUCCGAAAUUAUUCAAAAACCGACAAGCUAUGUUCAGUCAUCGUAAAAACCAUAGGACGGAUCGACCGUUUACUUGCUCAAUUUGCGGAAUGAAAUUCAAACGCAAGGAUCAUAUGCAAGUUCAUGAGAAGCGCCAUACAGAAGACACGAAGACGGAAAAAUGUCUCUUUUGUCCGGCUGCGUUCGAACAUAAAUUCUACUUAAGAGAUCAUAUCAAGCGAAGACAUGGAGCCGAAGUGCCGAGUGGAACGACUAAAACUAGCGAACCUUAACUAACAAAUUUGAUGAGCCAACACCUGUAGUCAUAAAAACUGACCUUAUCUAUUGGUGUUGACAAUUUGAAGGAGCCUCUACUUUCGAUUAGUUUAUUUUUCGAUGACUUUAAAAUAUCAAAGAUUUUCUUAAUUCAAAUUUUAUAUCAGAAUAUUAACGUUACCAGUUGUUAAGCAAUCCCAAGUCAAAAUGGAAGCGAAUUGCUUUGUUCACAAAAAAGAUGCUGCCAAUACGCCGCUCAGCAGAUUGAUCGAAAAUCUUCUCGGCGGAAGUCAUUUAGUCCGGAAUUUACACGACAAAUCGAAUUGUCUUUGUACAAAAUGUUGUUAUCGAUUGCAUCACACAAUUUGAGACACACAACGUAAAGACAGGAAAAUACAGGAUAUUUAUUCACCGAGAAUAAAUGAAUUCUAACUUCUGAGUUAUGCACUAAUCAAAUUGGUUAUUCUUUUAUCUUUACGCGUGCAGAAAAUUCACAAGAUCCGUCAACUUCAUUGUAUGUACCCGAUAUGCCGGUCACAGAAACCGAAUUUGAUUCGUCACAAGUGUAUUUGCCAUAAAAAAAAAACAACGGUACCAAUGUAAUCAACUACGAAUAUAAUUUUAAUAAACACAGAGAUCAAUAUCA
Contarinia nasturtii (swede midge) is the source of this 2264-nucleotide messenger RNA. Its product is annotated as zinc finger imprinted 3-like. Gene Ontology annotation, molecular function: DNA-binding transcription factor activity; RNA polymerase II cis-regulatory region sequence-specific DNA binding. The transcript is spliced from 6 exons. The coding region runs from base 103 to 1635 and encodes 510 amino acids. The record is from RefSeq and is a predicted model, not a curated record. Gene Ontology annotation, biological process: regulation of transcription by RNA polymerase II. NCBI's taxonomy places the organism in Eukaryota, Metazoa, Arthropoda, Insecta, Diptera, Cecidomyiidae.